This is a messenger RNA of Talaromyces marneffei, 1647 nucleotides long. RefSeq lists its product as uncharacterized. Bases 1 to 1647 code for a protein of 548 amino acids. The transcript is spliced from 5 exons. Lineage: Eukaryota; Fungi; Ascomycota; Eurotiomycetes; Eurotiales; Trichocomaceae. Gene Ontology annotation, molecular function: heme binding; oxidoreductase activity, acting on paired donors, with incorporation or reduction of molecular oxygen; iron ion binding. The record is from RefSeq and is a predicted model, not a curated record.
AUGACAUUCUUGGGAACACUUGUUGCAGUUCUCUUUGGUGCCCUAUCGUUCAUCACCUACUUCCAUCAUGGAGAACAUCAUCUCCAUGGCGCAAGCUAUGUCACUACUUUCUUCCUGACAUGUACCAUUUCAACGGCAUAUCUCACCUGGAUUCAAGGACAUGCCAUCAACGAAGCCCUCAACACCACCAUCCAGAUUGCAACAUCCUUUCUCGCUGGAUUAUACACAACAUGCAUUCUCUACCGCAUCGGCCCCCUCCAUCCGCUAAACAAAUUUCCAGGCCCCUUCAGCGCCCGAAUCAGCAGUCUCUGGCUCUGCUUCCAAGUCUCACCCCAAAAACAAGCACAUCUCACCAUGCUCGACAUACAUCAAAAGUACGGCAAAAUCGUGCGCGUGGGAUCCAACGACUUAUCAAUCGUGCACCCAAAAGCCGUUGAAAAGGUUCACAACACAUGCCUCAAAGGCCCCUUUUACGAUCUCAAUAACCCGGAUACGUCUGUCCAAAGCACGCGCGACAAGACCUUCCAUGAUAAAUGUCGUCGACCAUGGAGUAUGGCAUUUACGGAUAACAGAUUGCGCGAUUACGAGCCGAGGAUAAAAAAGAUUCACAAACAUCUCCUCGCACGAAUUGACCAGGACUCGAAGAACAACGAGAAUGACGGCAAACCCGUUAACGCAACGCGUCUAAUCAACCAUUACGCCUUCGAUGUAAUGGGUGAAGUCGCCUUUGGAUCGCACUUUGAUAUGUUGAACACUAGCAAGAGCCACGAAGCCGUUGAGAUGUUGAAUGAAUCAAUGGGUAUGUUGGGGUUUAUGUGUCCGAUUUGGCUGGUACGGUUUGCUGUCGCAAUACCGGGCUUGACGCGGAAGUGGUGGAUAUUUGUGGAGUAUUGUUUUCAGCAGAUGGAAAUGUGUAGACUGACGAAACCGAGCUCGCCGGUCAUCGCGUCCACUCUAGUCAAGCCAUAUGAGAAGCGAGAGCCGACUCCGUUUGAGAAGAGGGUGCUAAGAGGAGAGGCGCAGUUGAUUGUGGUGGCUGGAAGCGACACUACAUCCGCAGCCCUAACAUGCGCCCUCUACGAGCUUGUGCGCAAUCCUCAUAUCACAAACCAACUGCGCGAGGCGAUUUCUGCAUCCCUUUCUCCCAACGAGAAAGAUAUUAGUGCCCAUCAUGUCCGAAACCUAGACAUUCUGAACGGCAUCAUCAACGAGACCCUCCGUCUUUACCCGCCUGUUCCUACGACAUUAUGGCGUCUGACGCCCCCUGGGGGACUAUGGAUCGAUGAGGAGACGUACAUUCCCGGAAAUGUAACAGUAUCAACGCCCCAAUAUGUGCUCGGACGAAGCAACGACCUCUACGAACGUCCCAAUGACUUCAUCCCAGAACGAUGGUACUCCAGACCCGAAAUGAUCAAGCAAGAGAAAGCAUUCGCACCGUUUAGUGUUGGCCCAUUUAGUUGCGUCGGCAGACCCCUGGCAAUGAUGAAUCUGCGUAUGACGCUGGCACAACUCAUAUAUACAUAUGAUAUUUCGCUCCCCCCUUCGAUGACGAUGGAUCAAGCGCGUGCCGCGAUGGAGGGGAAUAUGAAGGAUAAUUUUACGCUUAUGCCGGGGCAGUUGGAUUUGGUAUUUACGAGGAGAGAUUAA